This is a messenger RNA of Parasteatoda tepidariorum (common house spider), 6191 nucleotides long. Lineage: Eukaryota; Metazoa; Arthropoda; Arachnida; Araneae; Theridiidae. The record is from RefSeq and is a predicted model, not a curated record.
AUAUCAACAGUCUAUUUUCGUUCUAAACUUACAGCUGAAUGGAGCACGGGAAAACUUCCCAGAAGACAAUAUCAUGGGAGUCAAGGACCAGUAUAAAAUCUGCGUCCUGCGGGUGAUAGAAUGUAGUCCCCAAAGUGCGUUACUGUGACUCCAAGAUGACCAUUAAGGAAAAGCUUGACAAAUUGUUGCCUCUUUUUGAGAAGUUGACCACUCUCACAAGGCAUCAGUUGCCCCCAGACCAGAGGGACUCAAGACUUUUGGGAGUUGGAGUCUUGCCCAGAGGAAGCCUUUUCUCAUGCUUUCACGAAAAACAUUUAAAAGAAGCUACCAAGCUCUUUGAGAUUUUAUACGCUGCCGCCGACUUCGAUGACUUCUUGAAAUUGGCUACACAAGCUAGACAAAUCGUCAAUGAAGGACUCUUCGUAUACGUUUUGUCUGUAGCAGUAGUGCACAGGGAUGACUGCAAAGGAGUCACUUUGCCCCCUAUCCAAGAAGUGUUCCCAGAUAGAUUUGUUCCAGCUGAAACAAUCAACUUGGCCCAGAAGGAAGCCAGGAAUAAGCCUACAGAAGAUGUGGUUGUUGAAAUUGAAGAUACUGGCAACAUUUUGGAACCCGAAUACAAGCUGGCUUAUUUCCGUGAAGAUAUCGGAAUUAAUGCCCAUCAUUGGUAUUGGCACGUUGUUUAUCCAGCCAAUUGGAAUGAAGAUCUAACUGGAAAAAUCAAGGAUAGGAAGGGAGAACUUUUCUACUACAUGCAUCAACAGAUGUGCGCCAGAUACGACUGCGAAAGACUGUCUAACGGUUUAAACAGAAUGGUUCCUUUCCACAACUUCGAAGAGAAACUUGAAGGUUACGCUCCUCACUUGACCUCACUCGUCAGCGGUCUGCAUUACGCUUCCAGACCCCAAGGCUUCAGUCUUCGGGAUCUCACAGAUGUGGAUGUACAAGACAUGGAAAGAUGGAGAGAACGUAUCCUUGAAGCUAUUGAUCUAAAACAUGUCCAUGAUGCUCAAAAUAACGAAUUGCCUUUGGAUGAAACUAAUGGCGCUAACAUUUUGGGUACCAUCAUUGAGGCUAGCUCUUCUUCACCAAACAAGGGCUUCUACGGCUCCCUACACAACUGGGGACACGUCAUGAUGGCCAGAAUGCACGAUCCUGAUGGCAGAUUCCAGGAAAAUCCAGGUGUAAUGAGCGACACUUCAACUUCUCUCCGAGAUCCUAUUUUCUACAGAUGGCAUAGAUUUGUUGACAACAUCUUCCAACAAUACAAAGCCACUCUUAAGCCCUACACCAGAGAACAAUUGUCUUUCGCCGGUGUAAAGGUCGUCGGUGCUGAGGUCAAAGCUAAGCAAACUAAUGUUGUGACCACAUUCAUGAAAGAUGACGAGCUUGAACUUUCACAUGGAAUUGACUUCGGAACUGGUCACAAAGUCAAGGUACGUUACCACCAUUUGGAUCACGAGCCUUUCUCUAUCCUCAUCAACGUUGAUAACACCAGCGGUGCACCAAAGCACGCUACCGUCAGAAUUUUCUUGGGACCUAAAUACGAUGAAUUGGGCAAUCGAUUAGUUCCCGAUCAACAGCGAAGACUCUUCAUUGAAUUGGACAAAUUCCACAAACAAUUGACACCAGGAGCCAACCAGAUCAGCCGAAACGCUAUCGAUUCAAGCGUAACUUUGGCUCACACUUACACUUUCAAUGAGCUCAGAGCUGGUCAAAGUGGAUCUCAAGAUGCUAGUGAGUACUGCAGUUGUGGAUGGCCCGAACAUAUGCUCGUUCCCAGAGGUACACACAAAGGCAUGGAAUACGAACUUUUCGUCAUGCUCACUGACUACACUCAAGAUAACCCUGAAGGAGCUAAUGUUAAGACUAUUUGCAAUGAUGCUGUCAGCUAUUGUGGUGCUAAGGAUCAGAAAUACCCUGACAAGAAACCCAUGGGAUUCCCCUUCGACAGGCCUUGCACUGCCUUGACCGCUGCUGAAAUCCUGACUGAAAACAUGUCUUUGACUCCAGUACAGAUCAAGUUCUUGGAAAAAGCUGCUUUGGGUCGAAUUCCGGACUUGGUAUUAGAUCCUGACGUCCAGCUGAAGAUGACCGUCAAAGAAAAGCAGACUCGAGUGUGCACCUUGCUUACUCACUUGACUUCAGUGAGCAAGACUGUUGUCCCAGUUGAGGACAGGGAUCCAAGACUCAAUGGCAUCGGAAAGCUGCCCCAAGGAGAACUUUUCUCAUGUUUUCAUGAGAAAGGCUUGGCUGAGGCUACUAAGCUUUACGAAACACUCUAUGCUGCAAAAGAUUUUGAAGAUUUCAUGAAUUUAGCCAAACAGGCUAGAACUUUUGCAAAUGAAGGUCUUUUCGUUUAUGCCGUUUCUGUUGCAAUUUUGCAUAGAGCUGAUUGCAGAGGAGUAACUGUACCACCUAUUCAAGAAAUCUUCCCCGACAGAUUCAUUCCCACUGAAACCAUCAGUUUGGCACAGAAAGAAGUAGCCAAUCACCCUGAUAAGGACGUUAAAGUCGAAAUUGAAACUACUGGAAACAUCUUGGAUCCUGAAUACAAAAUGAGCUAUUUCCGUGAAGAUGUUGGCACUAAUGCCCACCAUUGGCACUGGCACAUCGUCUACCCUGCCACCUGGAAACCAGAAGUUAUGGGAAAAAUCAAAGACAGGAAGGGAGAACUCUUCUAUUAUAUGCAUCAACAGAUGUGUGCCAGAUACGAUUGCGAGCGUCUGUCGAAUGGAAUGAGAAGAAUGAUUCCCUUCCACAAUUUCGAAGAAAACUUAGAAGGAUAUGCCCCUCACUUGACAUCUCUUGUGAGCGGUCUUCAAUACUCUUCCCGACCACAAGGUUUCUCCCUUCACGACUUGAAGGACGUUGAUGUUCAAGACAUGACCCGAUGGAGAGAGCGAAUCAUUGAAGCCAUCCAUCUGGGAUACGUAGAAGAUGAAAAACAUCAACGAAUCACUUUGACACCUGAAAACGGCAUCGACAUUUUGGGAUCCCUCCUUGAAUCCAGCUAUGAAUCCAAGAACAAACUGUUCUAUGGAAGCCUCCACAACUGGGGACACGUCAUGAUGGCCAACAUCACUGACCCAGAUGGCCGAUUCAAUGAAAACCCAGGAGUCAUGAGCGAUACCUCAACCUCACUUCGUGAUCCAAUCUUCUACAGAUACCAUCGAUUCAUUGAUAACAUCUUCCAAGAAUAUAAAUCAACUUUGACACCAUACACAAAAGCCGAUCUUGAAUUUCCUGGUGUUCAAGUUGUUAAUGUCACAGUCAAUGCUAAAGUUCCCAAUUUCAUCACAACUCACAUGAAGACUGAUGAACUUGAAUUGACACAUGGCAUUGACCUUGGAACAAGUCAUUCAGUCAAGGUUCUUUACCAACAUUUGGAUCACGAACCUUUCACCUACACCAUUAAUGUUGAUAAUGGAUCUGGUGGUGCUAAGCAAGCUACAGUCAGAAUCUUCCUUGGUCCUAAAUACGAUGAAUUGGGUAACCGAUUGGAUCCUGAGCAUCAACGAACCCUCUGCAUUGAAUUGGACAAAUUCCAAGUCGAAUUGGCCGCUGGAAAGAGCUCAAUCACUAGAGAUCAUAAGCUAUCCAGUGUUACAGUGUCUGAGACCCACAAUUUCGCCAAACUUCUCGCUGGUGAAGGUGUAAGUGAAGCUACCACUGAAUUCUGCAGUUGCGGAUGGCCAGAGCACAUGCUCAUUCCACGUGGUAGUCACAAGGGAACUGAAUUUGAUCUGUUCGUCAUGUUGACCGACUACUCUAAAGACGCUGUUGAUGGUGAAAGCAGUGGAAUCUGCCAAGAUGCCAUCAGCUAUUGUGGUGCCAAGGACCAAAAAUACCCAGACAAGAAACCAAUGGGUUUCCCAUUCGACCGUGUCAUUACAGCUGGCACAGUUCACGAAUUUUUGGUUCCAAACAUGUGUGUUACUGAUGUUAAGAUCAAGCAUCAACCCAGAGAACCAUACAUGUUCGGUUCUUUUUACCACAAUCAGUUUUCAAGCACCAUGCCAGCCGACAAGCAACGUCGUAUUUUGCCUCUGUUUGAGCAUUUGACCUCUCUGACCAGGUCAGUUUUGCCUCCUGAAGAGAGAGAUCCAAGGUUGAGAAAGUUGGGAAGAUUGCCACGUGGUACUCUUUUCUCCUGCUUCCACACUGAGCAUCUUAUUGAAUCUCAAGAACUUUUUGAAACCCUCCAUGCUGCCAAGGACUUUGAAGAUUUCAUGCGCCUGGCUGAACAGGCUAGAGACAUUGUUAAUGAAGGGAUGUUCGUGUAUUCCACUUCUGUAGCUCUUUUGCAUAGAGAUGACUGCCGAGGAGUCACUGUUCCUCCCAUUCAAGAGAUCUUCCCAGAUCGAUUCAUUCCAUCAGAAACAAUCAAUCAGGCCAUCAAAGCAGAUCUUCAGAGAAAAGAUGACGCUCCAGUUCUUGUUGAUACUAUCCAAACUGGAAACAUUUUGGAUCCUGAAUAUAAACUUGCCUACUUCCGAGAAGACAUUGGCGCAAAUGCUCACCAUUGGCAUUGGCACAUUAUUUACCCCGCCACUUGGCGCCCUGAAGUCAUGGGUAAAGUAAAGGACAGGAAAGGAGAACUUUUCUACUACAUGCAUCAACAAAUGUGUGCCAGAUACGAUUGUGAUCGUCUAUCCACUGGUCUUCAGCGCAUGAUUCCUUUCCAUAACUUCAAUGAAGAACUCGAAGGCUACUCCCCCCAUCUGACAUCUCUGGUCAGUGGACAUCACUAUGCCAACCGUCCAUCUGGCAUCCGUCUUCACGAUUUGAACGAUCUCGUAGACGUUCUCGACAUGAACAGAUGGAGAGAACGACUUCUCGGUGCCAUCCACUUGGGAGUGGUGAUUGAUGAUCACGGAAACGAAGUUGUGCUCACUCCAGAACACGGAAUCGAUAUGCUGGGAUCCAUGCUAGAAUCCAGUUACGAAUCCAAAAACCGAGAAUAUUAUGGAAACCUCCACAAUUCUGGACACGUCAUGAUGGCUCGUAUCCAUGACCCAGACGGCAGAUAUAAGGAAAAUCCAGGUGUGAUGAGUGAUACAUCAACUUCCCUUCGGGAUCCUAUCUUUUACAGGUAUCAUAGAUUUAUCGACAACAUCUUCCAAGAGUACAAAGCAACUUUGCCAAUUUAUGAUAAGAAAGAUUUGGACUUCGCUGGAGUUACUGUUGUCAAUGUCACAGUUAAUGCCAAACUGCCCAAUGUGGUUAACACUUUCAUGAAAGAAGAUCAGUUGGAACUUUCUCACGGUAUCUCACUUAAAGGAGCUGUAAAGGUUAGGUAUGAGCAUCUUGACCACGAACCAUUCAGCUACAACAUCAGUGUUGAGAAUUCCAGUGGAGCAGCUAAGCACGCUACUGUCCGAAUCUUUUUGGGACCUGUACACGAUGAAUUGGGAAACAAACUCUCCAUCAACGAGUCAAGGAGGUUUUACAUCGAACUUGACAAAUUCCAUGCUGAAUUGGCUGCUGGCAAGAAUACAAUUACUCGCAAAUCCAUUGAUUCUGCUGUCACCGUUGCACCAACACCAAAAUUCUCUCAACUUCAAUCUGGAGAGGGAAUCAGCGAGAAUAACACCGAGUUCUGCAGUUGCGGUUGGCCCCAGCAUCUUCUUGUUCCAAGGGGAACUCACAAGGGCAUGGACUUCUAUCUUUUUGUUAUGCUUACAGAUUAUGAGCAAGAUCAUGUUGGUACCCUGAAUGCUCAAGCAAUCUGCGCUGAUGCUGUCAGCUAUUGUGGAGCUAAGGAUCAGAAAUACCCUGACAAGAAGUCUAUGGGUUAUCCAUUUGAUCGAAUCAUCAGGGCACGCACAAUUGCUGAAUUCUCUACUCAGAACAUGAAUUUCCAAGAAGUCAAGAUUCAAUUCAAAGAAUGAACUCUAAAUGAAUAACACGAAGAAAAUACAUCAAAUUUUGUGAUUCAAAAUCAAUUGGUGUACAAACUUUAGUUAUUUAACAAUAAUUUUGUGCUAAUUUAUUUUUAGCGAGCAAAAAUGAAACUAAUUAUAAUAUUUUAAAUGUUAGAAUACAUUCAGAUUUACCUUCACGAUUAUAAGAUAUAACUUUUGAGAUUUCAAAGUAUGUCCUCAACUUGUUUUUAUGACGUUUAUAAACUUGUCUUAUAAAAGCUGUAUUGCCAUUUAUACAAUUGAAAUAAAAGUGUUAUUUUAGAA